AUGUCUUCCUUUGAGUUUAUUAUUGUCGGAAGUGGCCCGGCUGGCAGUGCACUCGCCGCCAAACUUGCCAACUCGGCCGCAAAGCCACGAGUCCUGCUUCUGGAAGCAGGUGAGAACAAGGAGGAUCGUAAUCUUCGCGUGGACGGAGAGCGAUGGAUUACGUUCCAAAACCAGUCCAUGAACUGGGGCUACAAGACCUCCCCGCAAAAGGAUUGCAAUAACCGCGAGAUUGACUACAGUCGCGGCCGGUGCAUGGGCGGAUCGAGCGCCAUCAACUUUGGUGUGUACAGUGUUGGCGCGCGUGACGAUUAUCAGGAGUGGGCGCGCAUCGUCGGUGAUGAUGAUUAUGGGUGGCAGAAUAUCCGGAGGAGGUUGAAGGAUCUGGAAACCUUUCACGGAGAGACCCCGGAGGGUAUGGACAAGAAAUACGCCAAUCCAAAGCCAGAGGAUCAUGGUAGCAAAGGCCCUCUGCACGUAGGCUUUGCACGCGAGUGGGAAAGAGACUUGCCCGAGCUGUUGGAUGUUUUCGAGCAGGCUGGAUUUCCCUUGAACCCCGACCAUAACUCGGGUAACCCCAUCGGAAUGUCGGUGUUGAUUAACUCUGCUUAUCAAGGGCUGCGCUCAACGGCAGGGGAUCUGAUUAUUGGCGGAGAGAAGAAUAAUCUGACGAUCGCUACGGAUUCGCCGGUGCAGCGUGUUCUCCUGGAAGGAAACAAGGCUGUCGGCGUGGAAGCGAACGAAAAGAAAUACUAUGCUACAAAGGAGGUCAUUCUAUCCGCCGGUUCACUCAAUGACCCUCGCAUCUUGAUGCAUUCGGGAAUCGGCCCCGCCGCCCAACUGAAACAAUACAACAUCGACGUCGUUCACGAUGCCCCCGCCGUCGGCCAAGGACUUCGCGACCAUUGCUUCGUCCCGAUGGUGAACACUCGCACCGAUAACAGUACGGACCGAAAGGCUUUCUAUGGUUCCCAGGCCGCCAUGGAUGCCGCUAAAAAGGAAUGGGAAGAACAUGGAACCGGCCCCUGGGCAAAGUUUGCUUGUGAAUUGGGUAUUGGCUGGUUCAAGCUUACCGAACAGCUCACUUCCACGUCAGAAUUUAAGGCUCUCCCGGAAGACGAACAGCGAUAUCUCCUUCAGGAGACCGUGCCACACUACGAGAUUAUCACCCAUUUCCCUAUUCACUGGUUCAUCCCGGACUUCCCAGCCGAGGCCUUGAAUUACUCUUGCUUGUUGGUUUUCUUGUUCAAUGCACAGACCCGUGGAGAAGUCACUCUGCAAUCGUCGGACCCCGAUGCUCCGCUUCUUUUCAAUCCCAAGUUCCUUGCCCACCCCUUCGAUCGUCGGCUUGCAAUUGAGGCUCUGCGAGACUCUUUCCGCGUUGCCAAACAUGAAUCUUAUACAAAGGACAAUGUGGCCGAGCUAGCUAUGCCCAAAAGCGAAUCGGAUGAGGACCUGCUCGAAUAUUGGCGCCAGAAUAUCUUGUCAAGUUGGCAUAUGACAGGAACAGUCAAAAUGGGCAAAAAGGGCGACGUUGACGCAGUCGUCGAUCCUGAUUUCAAGGUAAUGGGCAUUGAGAAUCUGCGGAUUGCUGAUAUGGGUGUUGUGCCGGUGUUGGUCAAUGCCCAUGUCCAGGCAGUGGCCUAUGUCACUGGUGCAACUUGCGCUGAAAAGUUGAUCAAGGAAUACAACCUGGCUUAG
Penicillium canescens is the source of this 1698-nucleotide messenger RNA. Its product is annotated as GMC family oxidoreductase. NCBI's taxonomy places the organism in Eukaryota, Fungi, Ascomycota, Eurotiomycetes, Eurotiales, Aspergillaceae. The record is from RefSeq and is a predicted model, not a curated record. Gene Ontology annotation, molecular function: flavin adenine dinucleotide binding; oxidoreductase activity, acting on CH-OH group of donors. The coding region runs from base 1 to 1698 and encodes 565 amino acids. The transcript has 3 exons.